AUGGAGGGUAGAAGUGAUGGUAGUGUGGAAUUCGAUGAUUAUGGUAUGAUCAGGGAUGGUGGUGGUUCGAUAUCUUCGAAAGGAAUUGGAUUGAGGGUUACGAAUAUUGAAGGGAAUUCUUUGAUGCCUAGGAGGGGAGCGUAUUCGACAGCUGGUCCAUCGAUCUUGGAUGGGUUGUCCAAAAUAUCAAAACCUGUAGGGGAGCAGACACUUAACUUCCCAACAUUUGCUGAUUUCCGUAAACCGCCUAUUACAAACAUGAGCAAAGAUUCACAAAUGCAUGAGGAUGGGAAGGUUAAUGGAGAAACUGAUGAGAGUGAUAGAACUAGGCCGCCUCUAACGUUUGCAAAGGUAGUUCAGGCACAAAAGGAGGAAGUGAAAAUAAACUUCAGAAGAAUGGAAUCAAGUGAUACUGUUGAAGGAGUGGAUGUUGUUAUACCUGUCUCUUCGGUAAAAGAAGUUCACGAUAGAUUUGAGAACACGCUAUAUGGUUAUUUUUUGGGAAAGAGAUUAGCUUAUCCGGUGGUUGACUAUUAUGUGAAGAAUAAUUGGGCUAAACAUGGUUUACUGAGGAUGAUGAUGAAUGCGAAAGUUUUUUUCUUCUUUAAGUUCAAAACGAAGAAGGGACUGGAACAACUCAUGGAGGAUGGUCCUUGGACGAUUCGAAACGUGCCGAUUAUUCUUAAAGAAUGGUCCCCGUCUGCUACGUUAAUGAAAGAGGAAAUAACUGAUAUCCCAGUGUGGGUUAAUGAUGUGUUUAAAAUGCAUGAUGUGCCGCUUCCAGCGUUUACUGAGGAUGGUUUGAGCUUGCUGGCGUCUAAGAUUGGUGUGCCUAAAAUGGUUGAUUCAUACACGGCGUCGAUGUGCUCGGAAUCUUGGGGUAGGAGUAGCUUUGCGAGAACCCUUAUUGAAGUUAAUGCUGGGAAGGAGUUAAAGCGUAGUGUGUUGGUGGCAGUUCCGUCCAUGGAUGGUAAGGGUUAUUCUAAAGUGGAGGUUAGGAUUGAAUAUGAUUGGGAACCUCUUAGAUGUCCUGCGUGUUGUGUGUUUGGACAUGAUAGUUCUACGUGUCCAAAAAAUCCGAAACAUACGGCUACUGAUGAUGGUAAUAAGCGAAACGAUGAAUUUCAAGAUGUUAAAGGUAAAAAUAAGAAGGGUGGCCAACCGGGUUUUCAUGUGCAAAAACAGAAACAAAGAAUGGUUUAUAGGCUGGUAAUUAACAACAAGUCUGAUAGGGAUGCAGCUUCCUCAUCUCGGGUUGGGACUUCGAAUUCGUUUGAUGUGCUUCAGGAUGAUGCUGUGUUGAACAAUCAUGAUAUGCAGAAGGCUGAUAAUGUCACUAAUAUUGGAGGCAAUACGGGUCAGACUAACCAUACAGCAGAUAAUGUUAAAAGAUCUAAUAAUCAGCCAGUUAAAGCUAGCAAGGGUAGUAGGGGUGGCACAGAAGAGGUUAUUGCUGAUGAUGUUGCAGUCGAUGAUUUAUUAGCAGAAAUUCCGAGCUUCAUGGAUAGAAAAUUGGAGGAGACUCAUUUGGAUGCUUCGAUUGUAUCGAAUGUUGGUAAAAAUGUUUGUCAGGCUUGGAACUGGGUGUCGAAUGCGAGUUGUUGUAAUAGAGGGACUCGUAUAAUGAUUGGAUGGGAUGCAAAUAUGGUGGAUGUCAUGGUUCUUCAUCAAACUGAUCAGGUUGUUCAUUCGCAGAUUACGUUUAAGCUUGAUAGGAAAUCGUUUUUUUGUUCCUUUGUGUAUGCUGAAAACCAUUACAAUACUAGAAGGGAGUUGUGGAAUGAUCUGUGUAAACAUAACCUAUUCGUUGGUGACAAACCUUGGGUUAUGUUGGGAGAUUUUAACUCGAUUCUGUUUCUUGAUGAUUCUUUGUCUGGAUCCUCAACGUCAAAUAUUGGAACUAGGGAAUUCAAGGAAUGUGUCAAUAAUAUAGAGAUGGUUGAUGUCAAUAGUUCAGGUUUACACUACACCUGGACUAAUAAGCAGAAGAAAGGUAAGGCGAUUUUUAGAAUGAUAGACCGAGUGAUGGGGAACUCGAGUUUUAUUGAUGUUUUUCCUAAUGCUGCUGCUUGUUUCCUUCCUUACCGUAUUUCAGACCAUACCCCUUACACUCUUGUGUUACCAAAUAUUAGAAGAGAUAAAGCUAAGCCUUUUAAAUUUAUUAAUUUACUGGCUGAGAAGAAAGAAUUUUUGGGUGAGGUGAAGACAAUUUGGGAGACGAAAGUUAAUGGUCACGCGAUGUUUCAAGUAGUGAAAAAUCUAAAGUGUUUGAAAUCUCCGAUGUGGAAACUUAUGUAUAAACAAGGGAACUUGCAUGAGAAAGUUAAUGAAGCUCGGAAGAUGUUAGAUGAGUGUCAGCAACUGUUGGAUUCGAAUCCAGAUAACGAGGAGCUGAUGAAUAACCAAGAUCGAUUGCUUCAAGGGUAUAAAGAUGCGGUUCGGGAUGAAGCUCUUUUUUUUACAACAGAAGUCGAAGGUGGAUUGGCUUGA
Molecule: messenger RNA, 2490 nt
Organism: Helianthus annuus (common sunflower)
Lineage: Eukaryota; Viridiplantae; Streptophyta; Magnoliopsida; Asterales; Asteraceae
Exons: 3
Coding region: 1-2490 (829 amino acids)
Source: RefSeq, a predicted model, not a curated record